Cololabis saira (Pacific saury) is the source of this 4056-nucleotide messenger RNA. Its product is annotated as 4-galactosyl-N-acetylglucosaminide 3-alpha-L-fucosyltransferase 9-like. The transcript has 2 exons. Gene Ontology annotation, cellular component: membrane. Bases 810 to 1874 code for a protein of 354 amino acids. The record is from RefSeq and is a predicted model, not a curated record. Gene Ontology annotation, molecular function: alpha-(1->3)-fucosyltransferase activity. NCBI's taxonomy places the organism in Eukaryota, Metazoa, Chordata, Actinopteri, Beloniformes, Belonidae.
GUGGAGUUUUUGCAUUAAAUUGCAUAAAGAGGCAGGUGAGGUCUCCUGCCAGUUCUGGGGGAUGAUUUUAGUGAGUGCUGCCCUUGUAGUUUGUAAUCUGUUUGGGCUGUUUUAUAUUUCAUUUGAGGUACAGUAAUGUCUUGGAGUGCUGUAGAGGGCAUUAAAGGCCACUUUUUUAAGAUUAGACUAGUUUUUUUUAUCUUGCUUAGUUCUUAGUUCUUUUUCUUGUAUUGUAGUUUUAAUUAAAAAAUAUUAUCAUCAUAGCUGAGCAGGUUAUGUAUUCUUUAAGUGUUCAAAGAUGUCUUAAUCAGUUCAUGCAAAACAAGUUUGUAAUUGCGAGACAGCCUUAAGGUUAGGUUUUAAAAGUUUGCUGCCGCAAGACAUACAUACAUAAUAAUGGGAGUUAUUAUUGGAAAUUUGUCUCUGUAUUUCUUUAGUUCUGAAGAUUAGAGAGUGAAGUUGGAUGAGGUCAAUCAGACUUUUGAGGAGGAAAUCCAAGAAGAGGUUAUUUAAGGAAGUGGGUGUGGCCUAAUUGAAUUUUCUUUGUCUGGGACCAUGCUUGUAAGUUUGCUUGCUUCUGCCAGGUGUUAAGGAAGGUAGAAUGGUUUUGUAGGUUAUGUAAGGGGGGUUGUUGUGUUGGUGUGGAGCAGUGAGGGUUGGCAAUAGAGGAGUGACUCUGGGACGACAGAGAUCACCGUUCAGCCUUCUGGAGGUGUCAUGGGACUAACUAAGGAAAAUACUGGCAAAAGAAGGUUCCCACUUGAAGACCCCUGAGACAUGACAGUUAUUGCUGCUCACAGGACGGGAGAAUGGCACCUCCAGUUUUUGUCCAACACAUGUUACGCUGUAUUUUUGUCGUGGCAUUUUUUGCCCUUAUCUUUUAUAUGUACUUCAAGCCAUCCUUCAACUGGUCAGAAAGCUUGUUACCAUCAAUAGCUUUCACAGAUAAGGUCAAUGAAGCCUUUGUCACUGGGAGUGUUAAAAAUGUAACGGUGCUGGUCUGGCUUUGGCCCUUUGGAAAACGCUCUAACCUGGCUAACUGCAGCGCUCUCUUAAACAUCGAGGGCUGUUUCAUCACAGCGGACAGAAACCUCUACAAUCAGUCGGAUGGGAUCCUCAUCCAUCACAGAGAUAUCUCCGGAGACCUAUCAAACCUGCCGAAACAACAGCGACCACAUUUCCAGAAGUGGGUAUGGUUUAACAUGGAGUCUCCAACGCAUUCAUGGAAAAAUCCUAGGCUGACAAAUUUGUUCAACCUGACUGCCAAUUAUCGCCGGGAUGCUGACGUUAAAACACCUUAUGGCUUUCUCCUAGCAGAAAAGGCUAAGGAGGAUUUUGUACCACCGAGCAAAGACAAGCUGGUCUGCUGGAUUGUGAGCAACUGGAACCCAAACCAUAAUAGGGUGAAAUACUAUAAUGAACUUAAAAAGCAUGUUGAAGUUCAUGUAUAUGGAAAUGCUUUCAAAGGGCGCAUUUCUGGUGCAGACUACUUACCCACCUUGGCCAGCUGUAAAUUUUAUUUGUCCUUCGAGAACUCGAUCCACAAGGAUUAUAUCACUGAGAAACUUUACAACCCGCUCUCUGUGGGCACAGUGCCGGUGGUUCUCGGCCCACCGAGGGAAAACUAUGAGAAUUUCAUUCCACAAGAUGCUUUUAUCCAUGUGGAUGACUUUCCUUCACCCAAAGAGCUAGCUGAUUACCUGCAGCAGCUGGACAAGAACAUGUCUAUGUACCACAGGUACUUUGAUUGGCGACGGCACUUUAAAGUAAAGGGGACUCGUUUCUUGAGCGAUCAUGCAUGCCUGGCCUGUGAUUACAUACGAAGACACACACAGUACCAGACAAUUGACGUUGACCAAUGGUUCUGGGGUUAAUAAAUCUUUGCAUACUUACACAUGGAAUGUCCAUCUCCUAAUGGAAUAAUGGGAGUGCCACAAGACUGUUUUAUAACUUUUAUUACUUUAUUUUUUAUUUGUCUAUGCAAGUAUACAGUAUAACCUCCAAUGGCUGCCUGAAUGUUUAAAGCGGACAUUUCAGAUUAUGUUAAAUAUAAAAGUGAGAAUUACUCAGGCUGAUGGCAUCAUGUUUUGGAGCGAAAACCAUUUAAAUAUAUUUAUUUUUUGUGUGACUUGUCUGGAAUUCACUGGUUUGUAUUGCAGAAGUGUUCUUUUGGUUUACAGUGUACUUCUGUAAACAAGUUCAAUAUCACACUAAAAACAUAUCUGUGGAUCUCAUAUCACAUUUAGAUAUCUGAAGAGAAGCUUGUUAACCUGUGGAUUUAAAAAUCAUCAUACCAUUCUUGACCAAACUGUCUGAAAUGAAUCCGUGUCUACUCUUGACUCCCUCCGGAAUGACUGAACUUCUGAACAAGUCAGAGUUCGCUGUCGAAACUUAUUUUGACAUUUUGUAUUUACAAUCUCUCAGGUUUCAGAUGCAACCCACACUUCAUCAGAAUCGAAAUCAGAUUCCAAGUACAUAAACGCACAAGGAUCUUGACUCUGGUUUUUCUUAGCUCACAAUGAACAUAAAUAAACAUAACAAACAUUCAACUUUAAAAAACAGAACAAAAAAACAUGUUUUUUUUUUUCGAUUUUUUUGGGCUCUAGUGGCCCUUUAUUGAAGAUGCAGACUAGAAAGGGGUAGAGAGAGAGAAUGGGGACGACACGCAGCAAAGGUGUGCAGGGAUUCGAACCUGCUGCCGCUGCAAGAGGACUGUAGCCUCAGUAUAUGAGCCGCUGCUUAACCCACUGCGCCACCUGCGGCCCCAAAAAAACAAUAUGUUAAACAAAGGUAUAAAAGUAAGUAAGUGAGGUAAGUAUAUAAAUGUUAUAUUAUUUACAAUGAGGAUAAACUGUUAAAUGAUGUACAGACAGGAUAAUGAGCAUACCUAGGAUGAUGGGGCAUAAGACGUAUAAAAGGAACGAUUGGUUUUGGAGUCAGGGGGUUCAUCAGUGUGACGGCCUGGAGGAAGAAAUCAUUUUUGUGUCUGGAUGGUUUCAGAAGUGAAGGUAUGAAUGUAGAUCAACCGGUUAACAGAGGUUAACAGAGAGCCCUCCCUUUCAGCUCUAUGAGGUUGAUCCUGCAAUCUAUCCUGUUUAUCAGGAUAGACAGGAUAUCUGAUAAAAGUUAACAUCAGUGGGUGAUCAGCCGACAGGUCCACCCCUCUGUUCACACAAAAAGACCUAUACAGUCCUAGGGUGGCCUGCUUGUUGACAAAUGAACAUUAGAUGGAACUACCUUUAAACCUUUCUAUUAAAAAACAUCAAAUCUUUUUUUUUUUUUGUCUGCAUAUUUAUUAAUGGUUAAUAUCAAGUUUGGUAAAACCUAAAGCAUAUAUAUGCAUAUAUAAUCUAAUCUACAGUGGGGAACCUUCAGGGCCUUCUACGCCUUCAGAAAAGGCCUAAAAAAAAAAGAAAUAAUAAAUGUAAUAAUAUGAUAAUAAUAAAGUAUUCAAUAAAAAAAAUCUAUCUCAUUUAAUUUAAUACAAUAUAUUUAACAGAUUUUCUCUCAUCCAUGUUCUAAAAUUAAGUUUACUGUCAAGUUCAUGUCCUGAAAACCUGUUAUCCCAUCAGAAUGGUCUGUCUCUAUUAGGGCCCGGUUAGCUGCUCAUUCAUUGGUCAGGACUUCACAAAUUCCAAGGAAGGCCAAGCUAUGUGUUUUGAUGUGGAGAGUGACGGGCAAAUCCAUCAAUCACGGUUUGAUUUCAAGUGGGCGGGAAUAAAACAUCGUAGGCCUUCAUGAAGUCCCAACAUCAAAUCUCUGCAGUGGUGAUAGCCGUUGAGAGAGUUAAAUGGCAGAAGAUGAGAGUGACGUUGUGGCAGCGUCACGGGGUGACAUUCUGGGUGACCUAAUUCUAUAUUUCCAGAUUUCGGCUUUAGAGUAUGUUUAUUUAAUUUCAACUAUGCAGCCUAAAUGGUCUUCAGUUUUGCAAAGUUAAUGUUGAGAAUGUUAUUGAGGUUAUGGUCUAUUUGUUUACGUUCUUGUCAUUGUUAUUUUAUUGUAAAUCAUUGUGAUUUGAGUUUGAUUUAAUUGUUAAUUAAAUUUGCACUUGUUAAA